AUGGCUGGCUUCCGUCUUAUUGAUGUGGCAAAGCCCUUUUUGCCCCUCCUACCCGAAGUUGAAUUGCCUUACGAGAAGAUUGGUUUUGAUGACAAGAUUGUGUACACUCUAAUCUCCGGAUUGAUCUUUCUUUUCGCCCAAUUUCCUCUAGCGGGUAUUUCAAAGGAGUCAACCAAUGUUUUGGACCCUAUUUACUUCUUGAGAAGUAUUUUUGCUUCGGAGCCAAAGACGUUACUAGAGUUCGGUUUAUUUCCUGUGGUGUCUUCAGCUUUGAUUAUGCAACUACUCGCUGGUUUGAAAUUGAUCAAGGUUAACUUCAAAUUGCGUCAAGACAGAGAGCUUUUCCAAAGCACGACAAAACUAUUUGCUAUUGCCCAAUAUUUUGUUCUUGCCAACAUCUUCAUUUUCUCUGGGUACUAUGGCAACAACCUUUCUUUAACUGCUAUUGUUCUUUUGAACUUGCAAUUGGUAGGUGCAGGCUUCUUUGUCACCCUUUUGGUGGAAGUUGUGGACAAAGGACAUGGCUUUGCCUCAGGUGCUAUGGCAAUUACCACUAUAACAAUUGCCACUAAUUUCGUGGCUGAUGUUUUGGGUAUCAACCAGUUUCCUGUUGACGAUGAAGGUCACACUGAACCCCAAGGCGCUUUGAUCAAUCUACUUCAAUCUUUGCGUGCUAGUCACAAGACUUACACGGGAGCUGUUGUCGGUGCGUUCAACAGAGAUUACUUACCUAAUCUAACUACUGCUUUCUUGGUUGUUGGGCUAGCUGCUGCAGUUUGUCUUCUACAAAACUACAGAAUCGAACUGCCAAUCAGAUCUACCAGAGCCCGCGGUACGACUAACGUUUAUCCAAUCCGUUUGCUAUACAUUGGGGGCUUAUCCAUCUGGUUUUCCUAUGUGAUCUUAUUCUACGUCCAUAUUGCAGCUUUCUCGCUAGUUCAAUUGGUUGCUAAGAAUGAUCCAACUUCCAUCAUUUACAAGAUAGUUGGAGGUUAUGCACCAGUCAACAAUUUACUAUAUGUUCCUCAGUUUCCACUUUCCCUCUUGACCCCACCAAAGUCUUUCCUUGAAUGUUUGAUCAGACAACCUUUAACUUUGAUCACCUUCACUGCCUUCUUGGUCGGUACCGGUGCAUGGUUCGCAACCAAUUGGCAAGCAAUCAGUGGUUCGUCUGCCCGUGAUAUUGCCCAACAAUUCAAAGAGCAAGGCAUCACUUUGAUGGGUCGCAGGGAGCAAAGUGUAGCUAAGGAAUUAGAUAAAGUUGUUCCUGUUGCUUCCGCCGCUGGUGCCGUUUCCUUAGCUUUGAUAGUUUCAGCUGGUGAGCUUCUUGGAUUGAAGGGUAAGGGUGCCAGUAUUGUGCUUGGUGUUACCGGAACUUUUGCGUUACUUGAGUUGAUCACGAUGGACUAUCAACAAAGUGGUGGUCAAAGUGCCCUUGCUCAAGUUUUAGGCGCUCCUGGUGGCUCCUUUUAA
Lachancea fermentati is the source of this 1473-nucleotide messenger RNA. NCBI's taxonomy places the organism in Eukaryota, Fungi, Ascomycota, Saccharomycetes, Saccharomycetales, Saccharomycetaceae. The record is from the annotation of a GenBank genome assembly.